Molecule: messenger RNA, 1527 nt
Organism: Cryptotermes secundus
Lineage: Eukaryota; Metazoa; Arthropoda; Insecta; Blattodea; Kalotermitidae
Product: chondroitin proteoglycan-2
Exons: 2
Coding region: 69-1247 (392 amino acids)
Cellular component (GO): extracellular region
Molecular function (GO): chitin binding
Source: RefSeq, a predicted model, not a curated record
CAAGGCAGUCAAUCUCCCUUGUUACAUACGAAAGCAGAGGAACUGGAAAGACUUUAAGCAACUACAUUAUGACAGGAUUCAAAUGCAAUAUCCCAGUGCUGCUGGGAAUUCUGUCGCUAUGUUUCCUUUUGGGGGCAUGCAGUCCAAGGCCACAGUUGAGAUCCACACCCUGCGCCAUGGAAGAGGCAUUCUCUGCAGAUCCCACUGACUGCAGCGCGUAUUACCAGUGCUCAGCAGGCCAAGGGUUCAAACUUAAGUGUCCAACUGGACUUCAUUGGAACAAUGCACUUAAAGCAUGCGAUUGGCCAGACUUUGCUGGUUGUAUGUUGGAACCUCAUGAUGAGAAUGGCGAUACGGAAAAAGGAAGCGCGGAACAAGAAGAUGAUGAAGAGGAAGACAGUGGAGACAGCAGCGUAAGCAGCAACGAGGAAGGCACCAGCGAGGAAUCUGUCUCAGGCAGCGACAGCAGCAGCAGCAGCAGCAGCAGCGAAAAUGUCAUGUGCGAGGCUAUUAAAAAUCACCCCGAAUGCCCUGAAAACGACAUAGAAGGUUCAAAAUAUUUCCCUCACCAAGACCCUAGCCACUUCUACCACUGCAGUCAUGGAGUAGCUCACUGUAAAGCGUGCCCCGCAGGCCUCGUCUGGAACCAGAAAUGUCUUGUAUGCGACUGGCCUGAAAUAUCUCUCUGCCACGGACAUGAAAGCGGAGGCAAUGAUGAUAGUGCACCGAAGCCACCAGAGGGCGAGGAUGAAGACGAUAAAGACAGUGAAUCAGACGAUGAAGACAAAGACGACGGAAAAGACAAAGAAGACGGAGAAGACAAAGAAGACGGAGAAGACAAAGAAGACAGUGAAGAUAAAGAAGACGGAAAAGACAAAGAAGACAGUGAAGACAAAGAAGACGGAAAAGACAAAGAAGACAGUGAAGACAAAGAAGACAGUGAAGACAGCAAAGAGAGCGAAGAUAGCAAAGACAGUGAAGACAGUGAAGACAAAGAAGACGGAAAAGACAAAGAAGACAGCAAACCAGAGGACGAAGAUAACGACAGCAGUGGCUGCGCUGAAGGAAAGGACCGUGUUGAAUGUCCUUCAGUAGACGACACGCGUCCUAUCUUUUUCCCCGAUCCGGAGGACCCUCACAGCUACUUCCAGUGCGACCACGGACGGCUGCAUUGCAAGCGGUGUGCUGGUGAUCUCGUCUGGAAUCAGGAGCAUGUUGUAUGCGACUGGGAUAAUCGUAGUACGUAGUGAAGCAUUACUCUCUCAUACACAACCUACACCGCAUACAAGGAUAAUUAGCAACGGUGGCUGCAUUAUGAGAGGUUGACGAUAAAUUGGCUAUUCAUUACUUAUUUGAAUAUAUUAAAUUAUUGAAUUAAUGAUUAUAUAACAUAAAUAUAUCUACUUGCAUAAAUAACUUACACAAUAUUGAAUUUUGACUCCGAUUUUGAUGUGUUUUUGUUUAACUGCCAUUAAAAAUACAGUAAACUGUACAUUGUUUAUAAGUUGUAAUAAUAUUAAAUAAAGA